CCUUCUAUGCCAUCCCCUACUGCAAGACCAUCGAGACCAAGCGAUUCAUCGCCGUUUUCCAAAAACUGCGACGUCGCAUUCGCCUUGGUGGUCGCAUCGAUACUCUCCUCUCUCUAUCCUAGACCUGCUUUCCUUCGCCGUUUAUUCACCGACGACCACAAGUAGCAGACCUGCUGUCUCCUUCCCUCCUGCCACACCGACGAGUCGUUGGGUUGGGACUGUUGAAGGAGCCUCAUGUUUCCCCGCAGAAACGAAUCAUCAACGUCCUGCCGAGACAGUAAGGCUUAAACUUUCUGCCGUCUCUCUCUUCAUGUUGCUAGGUGGUAGCAAUACACCACGGGCACCCAUCUAGCUAUCCCCUCUGAGGCACACAAACAAAGAAAACCAAAAAAAAAAAACAAAAAAAAAAAAAACCGUUGAUCGAUCGACGCGGCAGAUACGCCUGGGCUCGACCGUUCCAUCGAUUGGGGACGCCUAUCCAAGCAGGGGGGAGGGGCGGCCGCUCUUUGCACCACCCGACUUCUUGGACGGGCCGGCGGGCUCAGACAAGCUCCCUUGAUCCGUGUUGCAAAAGAGUGACGUGAAUGCUCAGGGGAUCCAUAUCCUUCCAGAGAACCCGAACGAGACAGAAAGACCAUCAUUCCGAAGUCCCGGUAGGAACAACCAAAGGAACACGAUCAAUCCGAUAAUGGAUCAGAUCGCAACAGAUCCACGGGAGGAGAGCAAACGGGCGAGGACGAUGGGAAAUGUUCGUCUGAGGCAUCCCGAGACGAACGAGAUCAUCCUCAUUCCAGCACCAUCCACGGAUCCGAAUGACCCCCUGAACUGGCCACAAUGGCACAAGUACUACAUGGCGGGGUUGAUUUGCACCGCCAUGAUGAUGUGCAAUUUUCUGGCAGCCGGCCCCUCGAUAGCGUUGCUGGAGGCAGCUUUGGAGUUCUUCCCCGCGGCGGCCACCGACAACGACGUCCUCACUCUGGCAAUCGCACAGACUGCAUACUUCUUCACGACGACGGCGCUGCUACAGGGCGUGGGCAACUUCUUCUGGGUGCCCAUGGCCAACAAGUUCGGCCGGCGGCCAGUCUACAUCGCGAGCUACUCCAUUUAUUUUGCAUGCACGAUCUGGCUCAUUUUUGACCACACCUACGGCGGCUUCCUGGCUGGUCGAAUCCUGAUGGGAUUCGGAGCCGGGGCGGCGGAGACCAUUGCCCCUAUCUCCAUUGCCGAUGUCUUCUUUCUGCAUGAAAGAGGAACCAUCAUGGCGUUGUACACCGCGUUCCUCUCGGCAGGAGUUGGCUUCGGACUGGUCAUUUCUGGGCUUGUCACGAUCAACCAUGACUGGAGAGUAAUUUACCAGGUUUCUGCCGCCUUGGUCGGAGCUGUGCUUCUUCUCGCCUUCUUCACUUUUCCCGAGACAGCAUACGAGCGAGACGAUGCAAGCGCCUGGAACCGCCUUGGCUCGCUGGGCGGGAGCAAGCCAGGGUCCAUGGGGUCAGAGACAGAGCUCUCCCGCCCCGCGAGGGAUUCGUCGGAACCCGCGAAACAAACAUACCUAACGUCCCUGAAGCUUUUCAACAAGACCCUGACGCAAGAGAGCCUGCUGAAGCUCGCCCUGCGGCCGUUGGGCCUGAUCAUCCUCCCACCUGUUUUGUGGGCGGCGCUAGUGCAGGCUGUGACGGUUGGUUUCCUCGUGGCCGUGACUUCAAACGCGGGGUCCGCAUUCUACACAGCAUAUGGCUUCGAUUCUUGGCAGAUUGGUCUCUGUUUCAUCGCUGGUAUUAUCGGUGCUCUUCUUGGAAUUCCGGCCGGCGGCCACCUGGGCGACAUGGUUGCCGACUGGUUCACCAGGCGAAAUGGAGGUAUUCGGGAUCCGGAGAUGCGACUUCCUGGCAUGAUCAUUAGCCUGGUCACGACGCCGCUGGCAUUGGUGUUGUACGGCGUCGGCAUCGAGAACCAGCUGCAUUGGAUCUGUCCCACUAUCGGCAUUGGUCUUUUGACCUUUUCGAUAUCUCAGGGGACAAAUAUCUGUCUUGUAUACGUGAUUGACGCCUACCGGCCAGUGGCGGGCGAGAUCACGCUGGCCGUCAUGGGCUUCAAGUCAAUCUUUGGCUUCCUGUUGUCCUUCUACACCAACACUUGGGUCGAAGAGGCAGGUUACGAAAACGCUUUCGGCGCCAUGGCGGGUAUCGCAUCCGCUGUGCUGGUCUUGUGGGUGCCACUGUUCGUUUGGGGCAAGACGAUACGACACGAGUCGUGGAAGUGGCGGAUCGUCCGGUAUGUCCAUUGGAACGAAGACAGGGAGGUUGGAGAAUGAGACGAUCCGGCGGUGAACAGGUGAAAAUUUGUUCCUUUUUUUCCAUCAAGCAAGCACACGCAUGACAGGUUAUGGCGUUUCCGGUAAUGGCGGACAUGUAACGGACUGCUUU
Molecule: messenger RNA, 2426 nt
Organism: Colletotrichum destructivum
Lineage: Eukaryota; Fungi; Ascomycota; Sordariomycetes; Glomerellales; Glomerellaceae
Product: Putative major facilitator superfamily, MFS transporter superfamily
Exons: 7
Coding region: 689-2314 (541 amino acids)
Biological process (GO): transmembrane transport
Cellular component (GO): plasma membrane
Molecular function (GO): transmembrane transporter activity
Source: RefSeq, a predicted model, not a curated record